This is a messenger RNA of Rhinolophus ferrumequinum (greater horseshoe bat), 2722 nucleotides long. RefSeq names its product bromodomain containing 9 (gene BRD9). Gene Ontology annotation, biological process: regulation of transcription by RNA polymerase II. Lineage: Eukaryota; Metazoa; Chordata; Mammalia; Chiroptera; Rhinolophidae. The record is from RefSeq and is a predicted model, not a curated record. Gene Ontology annotation, cellular component: nucleus. The coding region runs from base 111 to 1961 and encodes 616 amino acids. The transcript is spliced from 16 exons.
UACGGCGCGGCCCAGCGACCUCCGCGGGGCCUGGGCCGCCGGGCGGUGGUACCUGUGCUGCGGCCGCGCUCCCUGCUGCCCCCGGCCCCGCGCCCGCCGCCGCCGCCGCCAUGGGCAAGAAGCACAAGAAGCACAAGACCGAGUGGCGCUCGUCGUACGAGGAUUACGCAGACAAGCCCUUGGAGAAGCCCCUGAAGCUGGUCCUCAAGGUUGGAGGAAGCGAAGUGACUGAACUCUCGGGGUCUGGUCACGACUCCAGUUACUACGAUGAUAGAUCAGAUCACGAGCGAGAGCGGCACAAAGAAAAGAAGAAGAAAAAGAAGAAAAAGUCAGAGAAGGAGAAAUAUCUGGAUGAUGAAGAAAGAAGGAAGCGAAAGGAAGAGAAGAAGCGGAAACGGGAGAAGGAACACUGUGACACAGAGGGAGAGGCUGAUGACUUUGAUCCUGGGAAGAAGGUAGAGGUGGAGCCGCCCCCCGAUCGGCCUGUCCGAGCGUGCCGGACACAGCCAGCUGAGAACGAGAGCACGCCUAUUCAACAGCUACUGGAGCAUUUCCUUCGCCAGCUCCAGAGAAAAGAUCCUCAUGGAUUUUUUGCUUUUCCUGUCACGGACGCUAUUGCUCCUGGAUACUCAAUGAUAAUAAAACAUCCAAUGGAUUUUGGCACGAUGAAAGACAAAAUCGUAGCUAAUGAAUAUAAGUCAGUCACGGAAUUUAAGGCAGAUUUCAAACUGAUGUGUGAUAACGCCAUGACAUACAACAGACCAGACACUGUGUAUUACAAGUUAGCUAAGAAGAUUCUUCACGCAGGCUUUAAGAUGAUGAGCAAAGAGCGGCUGUUAGCUCUGAAGCGCAGCGUGUCGUUCAUGCAGAACAUGGAUUUUUCUCAGCAGGCAGCUCUCCUGGGCAGUGAGCACACAGCCGUGGAGGAGCCCGCUCCCGAAGUGGCACCGGUACACGUAGAAACUGCCAAGAAAUCCAAAAGGCCGAGUAGAGAAGUCAUCAGCUGCAUGUUUGAGCCAGAAGGAAACGCUUGCAGCCUGACUGACAGCACAGCGGAGGAGCACGUGCUCGCCUUGGUGGAGCACGCGGCCGACGAGGCUCGCGACAGGAUCAGCCGUGUCCUCCCAGGUGGCAAGAUGGGCUACCUGAGGAAGAGCGCAGAUGGAGGCCUGCUCUACAGCGUGGUCAACACGGCCGAGCCGGAUGCCGACGAGGAGGAGACCCACCCCGUGGACCUGAGCUCCCUCUGCAGCAAGCUGCUGCCCGGCUUCACCACGCUGGGCUUCAAAGAUGAGAGAAGGAGCAAAGUCACUUUUCUCUCAAGUGCCAGCACUGCACUUUCAAUGCAGAACAACUCGGUAUUUGGGGACCUGGGAUCAGAUGAAGCGGAGCUGCUGUAUUCCGCCUACGGAGACGAGACGGGCGUGCAGUGUGCGCUGAGCUUGCAGGAGUUCGUGAAGGAUGCUGGGAGCUACAGCAAGAGAAUGGUGGACGACCUCCUGGACCAGAUCACAGGUGGAGACCACUCGCGGAUGCUCUUCCAGCUGAGGCAGAGGAGAAAUAUCCCGAUGAAGCCCCCAGAUGAAGUGAAGGCUGGGGACUCCCUAGGAGAUGGCAGCUCCGUGCUGGAUUUUGUGUCAGUGAAGUCGUAUUCUGACGUCUCUCUGGACAUCUCCAUGCUCGGCUCUCUGGGGAAAGUGAAGAAGGAGCUGGACCAUGACGACGGCCACCUGCACUUAGAUGAGACGACGAAGCUCUUGCAGGACCUGCAGGAGGCGCAGGCAGAACGCGGGGGCUCCCGGCCAUCAUCCAACCUCAGCUCCCUGUCCAACACCUCGGACAGGGACCAGCACCACCUGGGAAGCCCUUCUCGCCUCAGUGUUGGUGAGCAGCCAGAGGUGACCCACGACCCGUACGAAUUUCUUCAGUCUCCAGAACCUGCAGCCUCUACAAAGAGCUAGCCUUGUAGAUAGUCUUGGAUUGUUUGUUUUUAUUUUCUAAGUUUUCAUUUGCACGUACAGAGUGCUUGUCGUGAGACAGACUUUUGUGUUGUCCCCUCUGGCGUGCGGGAAUCAACCGGGGAGGUGGUGAAUUGUCUCUGAUAUCAUGUCGGCUGCAUACAGAUGCAGUGUUUCUGUAGACAGCCGUGAACCCUGAAUCGUGGAAAUCCUACAUAAAGGGUGUGUGACCAGAUCUGUGAAGCUGGUGUGGUCUGUCUGAGCCUCAUGGUGUCGGUACAGCCCUUCUCGGUGGCCGGCGUGGAUGUACCUGUUCUGCCCACAUCCUCCAUGAGCGCCCCUGGGGCAGCAGACGAGGGAGCACCUGUCCACAUGUGUUGGGGGUCCUGCAUGUUCUUUACCCCCCGGUCCCCACAUCCCCACAUUUCUGAGGCAGGUCACCAUGGGAGCCACACAGGAGCCCGUGGGAAGCUGGCCGUGCCCCGUCCUGGCCCGGGACAGGCUGGGAGUUGAGGGUUAGUUCACGUGCCUGAGAAAGGGGUACUUCCUGCUGGGAGACUUAGAGGCCAGCUGCCCCACCAGUUUCGGUCAAGUCUUACCCGUUUUCUGUUCUGGAUGUGUAUACUGGCUGCUUGUUGAUAUUUGCACACUAUAAGUACAGAUCUUAAAAAGAAGCACAAAGACUGCAAAUGCAUAGAAUUAUUUACAGCACUGCUAGGUGUCCCUUUUGAGUGACUUUUCAGUAAAAGACCUUUGUCACAUGA